Molecule: messenger RNA, 7833 nt
Organism: Rhea pennata
Lineage: Eukaryota; Metazoa; Chordata; Aves; Rheiformes; Rheidae
Gene: PTN
Product: pleiotrophin
Exons: 7
Coding region: 482-976 (164 amino acids)
Cellular component (GO): extracellular region
Molecular function (GO): growth factor activity
Source: RefSeq, a predicted model, not a curated record
CGCCGCCCGCCGCCGCACUCGGCGCCCGGGGCUCUCUGCGGAGGCAGCGCGGGCGAAGGGGGUCCCUCGGCCCCCGCGUAUAAAAAUCUUGCCGAAAGGGGGGGGCCAAAGCAAAAAACAAACAAACAAAAAAAGGCAAACCCAAACCCGAGCCGCAGAGCGAGAGGGCGCGCGGGGGAGAGGCAGCAGCACCAGGCAGCCCGCCCGCCGGCAGGAGGAGGAGGAGGAGGAGGAGGAGGAGGAGGAGGGACCGCUGCGCCGGCCGUGCCCGCCGCUCCCGGCUGAAGGGCGAGAGCCUCCCGCAGCUCCAAUACUGGAAUCUUUUCUUCAGCUCACCAGGGAUUACAUUCAGCCUGUCAAAUGGAGAAGACUACUAGUACAGGCCCACUUUCUGCAAACAUUAUGCAGGACUUGCUUUUGAAGUAAACCAGACUGCUGCUGCUAAACUACUGACAGCUGCUUCAGACAUUUGAAUGCCAGAAUGCAACAGCAACAACAACGUCGAAUGUUCACAGCUGCCCUUCUGGCACUUGUUUUCAUUCUGGCAGCUGUGAGCACCACUGAGGCUGGCAAAAAAGAGAAACCAGAGAAAAAAGCAAAGAAGUCUGACUGUGGAGAAUGGCAGUGGAGUGUCUGUGUGCCCACUAAUGGUGACUGUGGCCUGGGGACACGUGAAGGCACUCGCAGUGGAGCUGAAUGCAAACAAACCACCAAGACUCAGAAGUGUAAGAUUCCCUGCAACUGGAAGAAGCAAUUUGGAGCAGAGUGUAAAUACCAGUUCCAGGCCUGGGGAGAAUGUGACUUGAAUACUGCCUUGAAGACUCGAACUGGAAACCUAAAGAGAGCCCUUCAUAAUGCUGACUGCCAGAAGACUGUCACAAUCUCAAAGCCCUGUGGGAAGCUUACCAAACCCAAACCUCAAGAAUCCAAGAAGAAGAAAAAGGAAGGCAAGAAACAAGAGAAGAUGCUGGAUUAAUAGAGCCAACUUGGGCAGUGUGAGAAAGGGACAUCAGCAAACAUGAUCAGUUAACAGUUUCAUUUAUACUUAGACAUUUUAUGCUAAAAUUAUUUAUAGCUUAAUGGUACAAUAGAAGGAAACAAGCAGACAUACAGAAAAAAAAUCUUUUUUUAUUACUUUAGUGUUUUUAAUGUAUAACCCUAACACCAUUUUUUAGAGGCCUGCAAUAAAGGACUCCAAACUCAUUUAGAAAUUUAUGUCUAUUGUAUAUUGAACAAUGUAGAAGUUUUAAAAAUAUUUUUUCUCAAAUAUUGCUGUAAGUCUCAAUCUUGUAAUUACUCCAUGCAAGCAGAACCUGAACCUAUGCAGAGCCCAGCUGAAGCCAGUGGUGCCCUGCGUGGACUGAGGGGUCUGUCUGGAUGCAGUUAUAUUUUAAGAUUGGACCUUUUGUCUGAAAAAGACAGAUUUUGUUUCUUAAUUUCGUACUACAUCUGGCUAACUGUAUGAAAUCAUUUGUUUAAGGAAAGGAUGAGGGCGUGUUGUUGAGUAUUUGCAGGCAAAGAAUUUUUUUUUAUAUGUGCUGUGAAUGUUCAUUCCAAAAUGCCACCAUUUCUGGGCAAAAAAAUAGUAGCAUUGCUUCUUUUCUUGGCCAUAUUUUUCUUGUAUGCAGUAAAAAAAUUCUUAAAUACUUUCUUUCAAUGGCUGGAUAUGGCAGAGUCCUAAAUUUUCGUGAUUUUGAAGUAGGCUAAGAAGACUGUUUUUUUUUCAAGGUGGAAUGAUAGCAAUACUCUCCGUUUUUCACCGUGGUGGAUGAUAGAGGCUUGUGUUUUAUCUGCAAAAGCAGAAAAAUGUUUUAUUUUGUUUGUUUAUUUUGCCAGCAGGGAGAAUACUCUUUUCACAUAAAUCUAGUUGAAAGAGUUGUGAUUCUGCCUGACCCAAUUCCCUUUUGUAGCAGCAGGAAUCUUCCUGUUGAUUCAGUUAUAGCUGGUUGAAAAACAGAAAGUAUCUCUGGUGGAAAGUAACAGAAGAAAUCAUUUUGGAAACUGCCUAGGAUAGUUCAUAUUUUUGACCAAGAAGGAGAUAAUUUGUGGGGGCUUAAAACCAAUAGAAUCAAAUUAAUUUUUAUUUCUCUAUUAGUUAAGCAGAAGGGAAAUAACAGAACAGUAUCUUUUGAUUUCAUCCAUUUUAACGUAAACAAAACAGCUUUGGAAAAUUUCAGCCAAAUUAAAAAUAAUUUUGUGGAAAUUUUGUUUUAAAAACAGCCUGUGAAGGAAGAAAAAAGAAAAAGAAAAAUUAUAAACAGCUGGUUUUCAUUCUGCCUCAUUUUACCUGAAUAUUUCAAAUAAUUAUGAGUCCUGAGAGAAGUCACAAAGUAGAAAAAGAUCUGACAAAGGGCUGAUCUGCAGAAAGGAUUGUUUUACAAAUAGUGUUCAGCCCAGUCUUCUUAGAGGAAAUUUAAGGGAUUUCAGUGCCCAAAUUAAUUUCAAAAUCAUUACUUUUAAAAUCUAAAUCUUACAUUUCAAUGGCAGGAACUAAGCUCUCUGCCAUUUGUAUAGGUCCCAGGCCUGCUCGCUGAUAGGCUCCCUUAUGUUCCUGCAGAAGUCUACUGACUUCAGUGAAGCUGCAGCAAGGUAUAUUCAUAUGAGUAAAGCGUUUUGAUCUUUUGGCAUAUAGCUUGUAGACAUGGCAGAGAGUCUUUUCUCAGACUAACUUCAUACUCCCCUUUUCUGUGCAAAAAAUACUCUAAAACUUGCCUUGUUUUUGCUCACAUAAAGGGAACCACUGAUCUGAACUCACAAUGAGGCAACUCCUCCUAUAGACAUUCCCAAGCCCUUCUGAAAUCAGUUAGCCAAAGCUAUACAUAGCAUAAGAUAGCUAGCCACAGAAGAAUUUCCCACUCUCUGUGGGUGAGUUUUGCAGUCUCUGUUGAUACUUUUCAUGUUGUGACUACACUGUUAAACAUAUCUGAGCAGGUGGUAUAGUUAAAAGUGUCCCCAACAUGUGGUGGACAUACAAUGACCAAAUCCCAAAUAACUUCUCAAGCUGACAUUUGCAAAGGCUUAGAUCUGGGUGAUUCUGGGUGCUAUUUGGUUUGUUCAUGGCCAAAUCAGGUAUACUAGUGUUCACGCCUCAGAUUUAAGCUAAUGGAUUGGUAAGUCUGAUUGAAGUGAAGGCAGGAAGAAGCUUUUUUACUUACCAAAGGUUUGUCUGUCUAAAUGCUGCAUCAGUUCACUUAAAAUGGUUCAACUUUGAGUGAAAACACUGUUGCACCAUUGUAUUACAUUGAUUAAUCUAGUCCCUGUUUCACAGGGAGCUGGCAGGGGUUGGGAAUGCUGCUGAGACCAACAGUCUGACUCUCUUUUAGCACACCUUCAGACAUAACUUCUGAUUUCCGCUUCUGUGAGUAAAAAGAAAAUAUAUUCGUGUAAGUUCAUCCUCUGUGACUUCUGGCCCUUAUGAUUAACUGCCCAUCUGGGCUGUUAAAAGAACAUUCCUAAUAGUUUUUGAAGGAGACCUGUCAAGUCUUCAUGAUUAUGACAGAAGUGUAGGCACUCCAUGGAAAGAGUUUACAGCAAACAAACAAACAAAAUCCAUGUUUGGACCAGAAGAAAGCACAACAGUGCAAGGAGCAAAGGUGUGAAAUAAGAGAGCACUUCCUCUGUACUACCCGGUCAUGGAUGUUUGGAUCUACAAUGUAUCUUCUUGUUAACAAUAGUUGGGUUAUAUAUGUCAUGCUUUAUAAAGAAUGAAGAAAAUAUCCAAGAAAACAGUAGAAAGCGUUCCGGAGGGGCUGUGCCUAUGACUGAAGAGAUAAAUAGUAAUUUCAUAGCCAAACACGGAGGAAGGUGAAAUGGAAUAGGUCAGUCAGAUCAGCUCUGAAAGGAAGUAACUCUUUUCCUAGAAGAACAGGAGUAAUUGCUUCACUAGUGACAUUAUCUGAGAAAGCAAGAGGCAAGUGUCUGAACAAAUCUUCUUCCAGCUCCAUCUUGCUCAAAAUUUCCACCAGAGUUAGUCAGAAAUUCCUCCUUAUUUGUUUCCUAAUCUUCUACUCUCCUUCUUUUGAGAGGUCAGCCUGUCUGAUACUGCAAAGGGGGUUGCUGCUUCAGAUGAAUUAUGUUUUGUCCUUCUUGUCCAUGAAGUGAUUCUCUGUUAUAAUAGAAAAUGAGCAUAAAAGAAUGUCACACGAAACAACACAAAGUUUCUCUGGAUUGAGGGUUAGGGUUAGGAUGAGGGAUGUUCAUCACCUAAGGAUGAGUCUGCAUCCAGACCCUGGGUUGCAGCAACUUUAAGUUUAGGGAAGUUUGGAGCCUCUAAGUAGGCUGAACCAUUCUCCUAAGCAAUGAGGCCUGUCUAUGUCUUGAUUCAAAUCAGUAUUUGGGAAUUGGGGCAUUUUCUCAUUUUGACAUGUCUCCUGACAAAGAUGUCCAGAUUGAAAGAGAAUCUUUACUUGUCAGCUUAACAUAUUUAACAGACAAAACUAUUGCAUAAAGUAUGUUUUAGGACAGGGUUCCUGGAAGGGAAGAAAUGUACUGUACAUUCAGGUAAAUACUAAGUUGUAAACCACCAAUUCUGAUCUUCUAACUCCAUAAUGACUUUCUGGAAUGUGCUACUUUUCAAGGGAGAAGAAUAAGGAGAAAUGUAAGAACAAUAAUUAUAUAACUUUCCAGAAGACGCUGUAGCAUAGUUCAUGGGGCCCUUUUCAAGAAGAGAAGGAUACUAUACUGGGAUCAUUUGUUACAAACUUUUUUUGCUUUCUCCUUUGAGCAGAGAUGGCUGGACCACUUGGUAGGACGUUCACUUUUAUGCUUUGCUUCAUUUGUGCCUUAAUGAAAACUAAGCAAAUGUAGAAUAUUACUAAAAUGCAGAGAAGCGAAGAGUCCCAUUCCAAACUCAGAAGAAUAUGUCCACCAGGAGGUAGUGGCAAAAGGAAGCAGUAGUAUGACUAUCUUUCCUGUUGUAGGAUUGCAAGUUAUGAUGAUAUUGGUAGCAUAAAACAUUUCUUUCAUCUUAGUGUAUAUCUUGUCCUUCAUCAAUUGGCGUGUGGUCAUGGACAAUUCAAGUAAUACAGCAGAGCAUUAGUUAUGAUGAACUACGGGAAGUGAAUACUUACCUUAUGAGAGGUUUUUAUAAGUUAUAAAAAACUUAGUACUAACCAUAUUGUUAGCAAGGAGCAUCUAAAGAUAAAUACCGUAUAGCUUUCCCAUUUGUUUAAUGGAAUUCCUUAACAAAUUACAAGCUUUCUUUGAGGCUCUGUAGUCUAACAUCAGAGGUGAGGGUGAGGAAUAAUCCAGCUAGGUGUUCCAAGGAUAUUUUCUGUGUAGAAAUAUAUUUUCUGUUCUCAGUUGCAGCUGAAAUCCCUCUGCAAUAUUAGUGAUAUAAAUCUGCCACUUUUCUAAAGUGAAAUAUUGGUGAGGUGAAUCAUGUCAGCAUGUUGUAACAGUGUUCCGCGUCUCCCAAAUACUUAUAGGAAGGGGAAAGAGUAUGUGAAUGAUGGUAAGUAUCUUAUAUUCAAUCUUCUUAAACCUCAACAUCAUUUUCUCUGAACUUCUGACUGUGUUCUCUCUUCUAAGGGGACAUACUAUAUCUACUGCCUGCCUUCACCCUUAAUUUACCACUAAUUUUGAUAGUAUUCAGAAUUUUUCUGUCAAUCCUGCCAAGGAACUCCACUUUCCACCCAAACUUCUGGAGACACUGUUGAACUCCUCCUCCUGUUAGAGGAUAUGCUUUCCACUCUUGGCUGGCUGGUUGCAAAACAACCCCAGCAAGCGCUUACUACCAGUCACUUCUCAUUGUGUCCUUUUAGAAUUAAAAAUAAAAGAACUAGUAGCAACUUGUGAAUCAAAAGAUGAGAAUGAACAAGGCAAUACAAGAAAAAGCAAAGAAACUCUCUGAAUAUUUUAGGAGGGUGGUAGGUUUGCUGGUAAAACAUUUGUUGUGUAGAUCAGCCUAGGGUGCCUAGUGGAUUGACAUGCAUCAGAUUUGGUGGAAGAGGAGAGGCAGUGAUGAAAGAGGGGCUGCCCUCAAACAGAAAAGCCCCUUAGCUAGGUAAACAGUGGCAAGAAGCUGCAUCCUUUCCUACUACAUCUUCUUUUACCGUCAGAUUAAAGGGAAGAGAAAUGGCACAUAGAGCUUCAGCAACAGUGAGAGAAGAAGGGCAUGGAGACAGCCUCUUCCACCCCAUGGGUGUUUUCAUUUGGAGAAGGUCUAGAUAAUUUUGUUUAAGCAGCAAAAAACUUUUAUGUGCUUAUGAACCAAAACUAAACAAUACCAUAUCUAUUUAUUCCCCUGAUGCUCCUCUUCUGCCAUUCUUCAAAAAUGUCCGUUUGCCUUGUGGCCUAGGCCCUCUGACCCUAGCAAUGUCAAGAUACUUGAAGGAAAACAUGAGAACUCAACUAUGUUCCCUGUCAUUAUCUCUUUGGUGAGAGCUGUGCAAGCCCUUGACCCUUUCUGUGGUUUGCCGUUUAAGUGUGGAGUAUCUUAAAGUGCCAGAUGGCUCAAAACUCAGCUCAAAACCCAAAUCUUACAGCCUUUAAUUCCUGAUUGAGGUACCUAUAGCAAGUACAGUUUUCUUAUACCUUUCUUUAAGAAAAAACUGAAAGCCUGUGUCCUAUCUAUGAUUUUACUGAUGAGCUAUGACAGAGACUCCCCAAGUGUUCCAAUCUUGGAAGGUCAUACAAAGUUAAGGAUUGUACAAAAACUUUGGCAUUAAAGUCUAUGCUAUAAAGCUAGGAAAAUAUCUAGUUCCUGCAGAGCCCAUAGCCAACUUCUUUUAAUUAAUUACGCUGUUUGAGUUCCCUUAUCCUAACUGCCUGGCAACAAGAGACUAUCUAACCUUUUUUCAAUGCAUCGUUCAUUACACUGCCUGUGUUAAAAUUAUAUGGUUCGUCUAGAUUUUUUUACAGCUACUCCAGAGGCUGUUGUAGUCACUGAGGGGGCUUGAAGCAGAAUGCAGGCUAGUACUGCUGCUGCUGGAGCUUGAAACCACCUAAUGAGGAUUUCAGUAUCAGAAACAGUAUCUAUCUAAAAAUAUACAUAAAUGUGUACUACCUAUCUAUAUAUAUACACACAUAUCAAUAUAUACAUAUAUCCGUAUAUGGAGAGGCAAAAUUCUAUAAUAUAGAGUGUAUCCAUAACUCAAAAUGUGUCUCACAACUAUACUGCCAUGUUUUAAAGCUAAAGCAGAAGGGAAAGUGCUUUUUUUGUCCUCUGCUGUGUUACACAAGGGCAGUAUAUAAGAUGAAGAACUAGGUUUCUGCCCGCUCCUCAGCCCAGCAGUUUAAGGAUAGCAUCAGAGUGAUGCUCUCUUGUCACACCGAGUACGUGGAAGGGCCUUGUUUAAAACUUCAGAGGGGAAGAACUGAUUCAGUUAAGUGUGAAUAUAGAAGCCUAGAGAGAAAAAGGCUUUUUUUUUUCUGCAAAGAACAAGCAAAGAAAAUAAAAAGAGCAAAUAAAAAAUUCUCUUGAUACUUGUAGUUCAGAUGUUAAACAUAAAAAGGAAUGAAAAUUAAAAUAACAAAGCCUGAAUAUCAUGUUCAAUGAAUUGCUAAUUAUGUAUAUAUCUAUUAAACCAGUGCUAUAUGAUAUCUUCUCAUAAGUUACCCUCUUUUCCUAUUCCUUUUCCUUUUUUUUUCCCGAUUUGUAUAUUGAUUUUGUAAGCUAGUAGUGUGUUACCUUUUCAAUAUUUUUAAACUUGUAUGAAAGCCAUAUAUCCAUAUUGUAGAAUGAAAGCAUUAAUCCUGUAACAUCCCUUAAUGUUUCCUUUAGCUCUGUGGGAUUGUGGGAGGCCCUAGCAAAUAUGUAUGUUUACCAAUUGUAUCAACAUAAUUUACUUGCUCGUAGUGGCGAUAAAGAAUUAAAUAAACUAAUACACAGAA